AUGCAUCAAAAGAUUGCUCCACAAGACAGAAAGUUGUCGUCGAAAUUAACUCGCCGUGUUUGCAUAACAGAGGAUUUAAUUUGCCUCAUGGAAGGCUUCACCAUUACUGCAAUAAAUGAAAGACCUGAGCAGAAAGAUCUGGUGAACUUUGCGUCAAACUAUUUCGAGGAAAUUCGAAAGAGAAGGAACAUGUUAGCCGAUAGAGGAGUGGGCAACUUCAGAACUGGCUUAUAUCUCUGUAAGGAGUGGAAUGGCCAACUAUGAUUGAGGGAAGUUUACAUUCUUGAGUGAACUGAAGAUAAUGUAUGAAGAUACUCAAAUACGGUUAUCGAUUAUCAGUGAAGUUGUGUUUAAUUGCUGACACGAGCACUUAACCACUAUGAAUUCACUGAGUAAUUAAUUAAAUGGCUUUUAGUAAAAGAACUACAACAUAUAGACAGACCCGAUUUUUCUUAAAGUACGCAUGAAUAUCAAACAACAUCUCAAAUUCAGUCCUCGACUGUGACAUGGUUAUUUCGUGCAAGGUGGCUUUUGGCUUUGAAGACAUCGUUACUCCGGCCUUCGUAGCUGCCUGUCGUGUCGAGUGAAAGCCUAUCUACUUAAUGAUAUUUAAACAUGAAUCACAUGUUUAAACGUGUGUGUAGAUUAACACUAAUUGUAGAUAUUCAGUCCUAGCAGAAGGAAUUUGUAACUGGUGUUUUUAAUAAUAUUUGAGAAUGAACUGACUUUUGUCGGCUACUUUGGAUCCGACGGUUGCAGGAAAAAGGGCCAUGAGAUGUGUUAUUCAAUAAUAUUCCAAUUUUGUCAAAUGAGCACAGUGUAAGUCAGAGUUUCAUAACUGUUUAUUUAUUUUUGCGUUUCGUGACUUAGUAAAACCAUGUAAUUUACAACUAAAUACAAUUACAUUAUGUAUUUUUCUGAUUUUGAAGUCUUUCAUCAAACCUACCGCAACAAAUAAAUUGGCAAACGACCUUUUUGAUUAAAAUUCAUGACAUGUAAAAAAAUUGAUUGAGAACAGAAUUUGGACAAUAUUUUAGAAGGUCACGACUCAACUCUGCUGCCAAUAUAACAAGACUUCAUUUUCCAUAUGUAUCGUCAUGAUAUGAAGCCUGUCCUCGGAAAUCUGCCGAGUGAGUCGAGUGCUAAUGAAAUUACAAACAUGUAAAAUAUUUCCGUACCGUAAAAGGUCGUAAAACCAAACAUCAAUUUUUUUUUUCAGUGGACAAUGUAUGCGAUGACUAUGUAUUACAAACAGAAACAAUUAAACGUUUUUCAGCGGUCCAACAAAAACCAUGGACGAAGCUAGACCUGAGGAAAACCGGCUUUCAAACGCUUUACUAAAAACUAUAAAGUAAUCAUACAAAACAGGGAUUUUCGGCGAAUUUCUAUCAUGGAAUCGGAUGCGAGAAAAUUUUAUUUUAAAUCCCAAGGAAAAAAAAUUGAAAGUAAACAAAUAGAUUAUAAUCUGGAGUUAGGAACUGGAGUAGAAUAAACAGGAAGAAGAAAAAAAGGCGUUAAUUUCGUUAAAAUUUUAUCAGUCCUAUUAAAUAUCAUCUUUUUGCCAGUGUUGAUACGCAGAAGUGACUAGACUUAUCAUAUGUAUAAAGACGUCAUUGUAUGUGUUUUUAGCGACAUUUUGAGGUUUUACUGCUAUGCGAUUUUUCUCUAGAGGAAAUGAGUCUUUUAUAGAAUACAUCCCGCUAUAUUCCAAGCUAUUCCAGUUCAGCCGCUUUACUUCCGUUCGCCAAAGAACCCUGCCGUUUUCACGGUUCUUCGUUCCGAUCGCUUGAUGAGAUGUUAUCUUGCAAGGAAAUGUGCGGUAAUGUGUGCGAAAAGAAACGAUUGAGUUUUGAGACCUUUUAGGGGCCGGGGGGUGGGGUGGGGGAUUUGGUGGAGGGGUUACUCCCUCUGAUAUAAGCCAUAUAGGUAUGUGCCUCCCCAAAAGGUAUGGUUUUCCCCCCGUUUUGGUCUGAAAACGUGUAUAGAAUCUGCUUAUUUUGGUCUGGAAUCAGGCGUGGUUUCGAGGGAACUACGAGAGUGUAUAUAAGUAUUUAAUUCCAAAUGAAUGAGAAAGAAAGAGUAAUAUGCGAAUUGGAAAUGUAUUUUGAGAAAUCUUUUUUGGCGUUCUAAUCUAAGUUAUGAUGAAAGAGGCCAGGUCUGAAAACUAGUACCAGUGGAUUUUAGGAGUUAGAUCUGAAAACGAGAGUGGAAAAUGAUUUUUUUUGUUUUGAAAUAAGGUCAGGAUUUGGAGAACCGGGCGGCACACCCCCACCAAAAUUCCAUGCUUAAGGGUUAUUAAACCAGUGGGUUUGUUAACAUCUAUAGUAGAGGUUAACAGUACACAGCUUGUGAUAACCGAGGUGUUAAUAGAUGUCUGUUCAUUUUGUUGCGUUUUUUACUUCUGAAGAAAAUAAAAGAAGGGAAAAAAUUAGAUUAGAAAUUUGAUUUUUAAUCCGACAUAAGCCUUCUGUUACAUUUCAACGUAAUUUAGAUUGCAGAGAUGGUUAGAGUGCCUCUUGAAACUUAGCCAGAUUUGGUCCAAUAAAAUAUCGAAACACACACUUCUGGUAGGCUACCGGAAGUGCGUGUCUCUGAGUCAUUUAAAAAGUUGCUGUUAACACAAAGAAGAUCAAAUUAGCCGCUUUCUUUCCCAAUAAAAGUAAGUUUUCAAAAAUUUAAGAUUUUGCGAGAAAUCUUGAGCCACUGCUCGCGAAACAUUAAAUUUUUGUUAGUUAUGCGAUUGUGUGCUUCUGUGUUCCCUUUCAGUAUUUUGUUUGUUUUGUAUUACGUAACCUUUUUCCAUGAGUUGAAUGUACUUUUUUGGCCAUUAGCAUAAAAUAAGUGGUAGCUCUGUUGAUUAGUUUUUUCCGAGAUAGAAUAACGGAUUUGGCAGCAAUAAUGGAUUUUUAUAGCUUAAGUCGCUUCUUUUAGCAUUGAUUAUUUUUCUCUUUAUUACUUAGCCUUUUAAUAAUUUAGCUAGCUACCGAUAAAAUAAGGGAAAGCAAUAAGCAUUUUUAGAAAAGUAAUUACAAAGCAAAUGCGGCGGGUUCAUGUACGUACUUGUUGUGAAUACAAGAAAAGUAUAAAGGCACUUGCCAGCUAUAGUACGUGGUUAUCUUUACCAUUUUCAAACUGUGAGUGUCCUCUCUCGCCCGGUUGGCCUUGACUCAACAGCUUAAAAGUAAAAUCCAAUGAAAGGAUCAGCUAAAUUUAGAUACAUAUUUACAAUAGAUUCACUACUGACGGAUCAAAUUGUACAUUUGUACUUAACCUUGACUUUAAUAGCUGGUGUACCUAUAGUCUGUACAUGCUUCAAAAUAGGAUUUAAUUGGUGUUAAGAAAUUAUCGGCUUAAUCGGAAGUGGGUUUCCUUGAGAAAGAGGGGAUCGGCUGGGCAACUUCUCAAGACGGUAAAAGACCCCGAUAUAUGCGAGCUCAGUAAUAAUUCCUUAACUUUCUAUAGUCGACUGAAGCUGUGUCCAUUCUCAAUGCUGCUGAAGUUAUUCGGUAUUAUUAUUAUUAUUACGGAGCUUAAGCGACAACGAAGGAGACAACUACGAAAACGUCACUUAAAAAGUGAAUUAGCGCUGCCUCAAACUUUAUCGCGCUUGUUCCAUCUAGUUUAAUUCCUCGUCAAACGUUGGCAAAUUUUUUGGAGUUGAAUUCUAAAGGACUGUAUUAAAGUUCAGGAAAGGAAAAGGAAAGUUGUUGUCUUGAGUGAAAUUAGACACUUUCACCUUGUAGUCGUGCAACGACGGCUUAAGAAUGUACAAAAAAGUGUGUUGUUGGUUUACCAAUCCAAACCCACUGCUUUUUUGCCGUUCUCGUUGCCGUCGCCGUCGUCGUCGCUUAAACUCCCUACGGAUAACCAACAGCGCAUGGCCUAUGUAUGCCUAGCUUUCUACCACUCUAUUGUUUUUCACGUGCAUGGUAGCUUACGAGAGCCCAUUCUCGUAAACGGCAGACUGUACUGUUGCGACUAGACUUUUUUGGAUUCCCCAGGUGGUCGCUUACGAGACCACGAGAGCUCCGGCUGAAAUCUGCUAAUUCAGGUCCCAACAUUGUUGGGAGCUUCAGUUGUAUCCGUUUGUAUACCACUGCUGCCAACACUGCCGCAACAACUCCCAACAUUGUUGACACCCUGCAUGUAGCUCAGAGCAACUCCAGAACACGAGUAAUCAAGUGGCUCCAAAAUGGUGCUACUCAGUUCUCUGUUUGCUCCGGCUGCUAAAGAAUCCACGAUAUAGAUAUUAACUUAGCUCUUGGUGAUAAAGCGCCCCUUUUCGACAAGAAGAAAAUUUCUGAUGAGUUCAAGACACCACCAGACGGUCAGUGGGAUAUGAGAACUAGAUCAGAGUUCUAACUCGCGAUCCGGCAUCACGAUGCAUAGCGCGCACUGAAAAGAGGCUGUUAUUCUCACUGGGAAAACACGCACAAAAGCUUAAAUUAGCAUCAAUGCACUUCCUAACAUUCUCAGCGUGGCCCGGGAGAACACACGGCAUACCCACAGACCUUGUCCCUUAAGUUUAAAGACAGCCUGCAGCUUGAUUAUUCAGCCAGUUCUAGUAAAGUAUAGGUCUCGGCACCCUCUAUAGCAGUUCUCGCCCCACCAUCCUCCCCUCAGCGAUGGAGCAUACCUCGUAUUCUCUCCUGGUUCACCGCCUCGCAAAGCCUCGGGCCGAUUCUCCCACAUCUUAUGCAUUUAGGCUCAUUUGGCUUUGUGUGCGGGUGUUUCGGGUGAGAAUACAUUACAUUUAGAGUUGUCCCACUGUCAAUAAAAGUUUCCAUUCAGAAAGCAGACAAUACUCACACGCACAUCAACUAUCGUAGUUAGUGAGUAAAAACAAUGAACAGUAAAGCUGAUCGAAAAAGCAAAUCAUUUCCUUGAUUGUAUUCACCAAUAAUUGCCGUCUCAAUUUGUGAUAUUGCGGAGCUUUCAAAGCUAAAUGUCAGAAUAUUUCCUAUUACAGAUACCAUAUAAUUCCGCUUUUACGACAGUUGAGUGUGAAUUCUCAAGAGAUACACCGAAAAACAAUGGCUUGAUCAGUAUUUAUGGAAAAAGCAUUAGAGUCGCUAAGCAACAGUUAUUGAACUUAUUGCAUUCAAGUGGAUUGACGGUGCAAAUUGAUCAAUGUAUUCACCAUUUUACUCGCAGACGUCAACACAAAAACUUUUAUACAUUAACUUAAUCGCACGCAAGGUACUGAAAGCCUAGCGGAAAAGGUAAGUCUCAGAGAAGCUUGUUUGAUCUUGUUAAUGCUUAAAACAUUUAUAUCACAUUGUUCAUUUAGCUUCACUGGGAGUCAUUAUCAUUUGUUUGUCAUUUGCUUAAGACAGUCUUUGUUCGUUUGUUUCCUUCUCGGUAUAAUAUAUUUGGUUGUGAACUUAGUAAACUGCUUGUUUACAUUUUAUAUACUGCGGCUGGGUUUUUACAAGAUGUGUCAUGACAAAGUGAAAGAAAUGUGGCACAAGUUCUCUGACAAGCCACGGUACAGAACAUGAAAUAAAUGAAUGCAAAUUGCUCGGCGACCGAUCCAUGUUUUUACAAAAGUUCUAACGCUGAGAGCAGUUUAAUUUCCAUACUUGCUGACCGGAAAAAAAAAACUUUAGACUGAAGCGUAACUGAUUUGGCCUUACCAAAUUCUGAAGACCAAAGCACGCGCAAAUUUUCGCCGGCUCUUGUUUUGUGGCAAAAUCAAAGAAAAAAAACCUGCAAAAUAGUCACGAGAGUGAAGUGAAGUUAUUCAGCAGACGAUUCUUUGUUAAAAUAAGGAUGAUGAGCAUUUAGUUUUAGGAUAUAUCCAGGUUUUUUUCUUAUUCCAGCGCAAUAUUCUAUUUCAAGUCUUCUUUCUUCGUACGAACCUAGCCAGCGGGCCAUCUUAUAUUAACGUCACACCUUGAAUCAAACUAACCGGGGGUGGAGUGUGAGUGGCCAUUUGAAUACUGUGUUUUUCCUUGAUUGGGUUAACCGAAAGGAGUCUAAAUAAAAAACUUAUCGUUAUCAAACUCAAAAUAAGUCAACCUUUUAUUUCAGUGUUGGAAUUAGUUUCUAGAGUAUAUGCCAAUUACAGUCUGUUUUUGUUAAUAAGAAAGUUUGGAUAGAGUUGGUGUAUCUAUUAGGAAAGGUCGUUGGACUAAAACGGCAACUAAAUUGACACAGAAACAAGGUUUCCGUAGGCGUCUUACUAAAUUGACAUUCGAAGACCAAUGGAGGAUGACAACAGAAAUGAAACCAUUUUUUACAAUGUACGUCGAAAAUAUGCGUGGCGACCAUAUGAUACGUACAUACAUACAACCUUUAUUUAUACACGAUAUUAAUUCAAAGCUACAGGCUUGUGGGGUCGUGUGCAAAAAUUACAAUUAAAUAAAACGUUAAAAGUUAUUACUACUAAGAAAUAAAAUCGUUCAUUCAUAAAAUACACAUAAGAAAGAUAGAAAAUGAUAUUCAAGAAAAGACAAUUGUCUAAAGUUGCUAACUUUUCUUUUACACUGAAUCAACUACGACAGAGGACACGACAUAAUAAAUGCAUCUAUGAUGUUAUGAAGAGCGUCCUUUAUCUGGUUCAAAAAUACAAAAUAUUUCAAAUCAGUUUGUAGGAUAAUUAUUAUUAGAAUCAGCUGUGUGAUCCGGCCGAUUAUGAAAGGCGAUGCAUCUUAUUGUUUUUAGUUUCGAAAUGACAUCCAGAUUAACACUCACUGUAUCAGGUGGCAAUCUAUUGUGUUAACUACAAAGUCUUUCACAUUUCAAUAUAUUCCAAGAAAUAAUGGAGGAAACAGUCAUUUUGGUAAGCAUCCUGUCACUCGAUUGCUUUAACUGGGACAACUACAGGAUUUCGUCGGAUCUUUUACAAAAAAAAAGAGAGAAAAAAACAAAAGAAAAAAAAUGUCGCUUAGCUGGGUAAUGGCUUUUUGAUAUUCGAGGAUUAUGACAGGUUACUGUCAAGUAUAUUUGCCGUUAAGUAGUGAAAAGGCAGACUUAAUGCCUCCUUAAAAUGGAUCCCCUGCACUUAGUAAUACCAGUCAACAACAUAUCGUGCACGAUAUCAAUGAGAAUUAUCACGAGGAAACAAAUUAAAAACAUCUGGAAUUCUUUCAGUUUUGGACAGUUUUGGUUAAAAACAGAAAAUGAGUCAAAGUUUCUAAGGCGGUUUUUCUUUGUCUUAUUUGAUCUCCGAAACUUCAGUUUCCUUCAGUGACCGACGCAGGCGUUGAAUUUGGUUUUUGGCAGGAAAAACUGAUACCUUAAGGGUGCUUUUUGAACUUUUUUUCUUUUAUAUAAAAUGAAUUUAGUCAGUUAGCUUAAAAUGCGACCAAUCAAUCAAAGCUGUCAGUGGCGUUCCAUCUCAACACAGACGGAAAAUAAAUGUCGAACCAAAGAGAUUACACUCCUUUUAGAAAUCAUCAGACCGCAGAUGGAAAUUUUGUUUUGAAGCGUCCAGAAGUUCCUUUUUACUAGGAAUUACAAAACAAAAUAACUGAAUACUUAAGAAACUUUAUAAAUCUUCGCCUGAAUCCCAGUUCACUCAUUCAUGCUCUUAGUAGAUUUUUACGCAGAGUGCGAGAGAGUACGAUAGCAGCAAAUCACGAUGCUUUUGGACUCUGUUGCUCUCUGAUUCAGCAACAUUGAACGUUGGAUUACGAACCAUCCAAGAGACUGUAAAGGGGACAGAGAGGGCAUCCCCCAUAUACACCCUAUUCCAUAGGUAAUUCGUCUCGAGUUAUUUUUAGAAUCGGGAUAAAGUUACCUCGCGCGAGGCGUGGAUGUUUCGUGGAGGUUUCGCAUGACCAAACGCCGUGCAAAACAUGUCGGGCGAGAGGCAAUGAAAGCGUAAAAAGAUCGAGAGCAUUCCUGAAUAUUGAAGCGAAAUGAGUCGGCGCUCACCUGGGAAAAAGGAAUCGCUGGACUCUUUGACAACCCGUGAAAUCAGUUUAACUCGAAGUUGUCGUAACCUCAGUGCUUUAAUAAAAUGAGAAAUUUCGCCGGUCUAUUGAAACCGGUCGUUUGUACAAUUUAGGGAGUUUAAGAUCCAACGACGCGGACGACAACUAGAACGUCAAAAAAACAAUAGGUUUAAUUAGCAAAACAACAACUUCGCACGUGCAACACACUUUUUUGUUCAUUUCUUUCCCGUUUUUGCACGACUACGACGUGAAAAUGCCUAAUUUCGCGUUUUAUGGAGGACGUAAAUAAGCAACGACGAAAUUUUAUUUCUCUUUCUGAGCUUGAAUAUGGUCCCUUGAAAUUCAGCUUUAGGAGGGUUCGCCUACAAUUGACAAAGUAAGUGGGUAGGAAUAAUCGCUAUAAAGACUGAAAAAAAUAAACAUCAAACCAGAAAUUGCUCUCUUCAAACUGUAAAUUAUAAAUGAUCCUGAGAGAAUAUUCAGUGUGUUAAGGAUUUCCCUGCUCUACUGUUAGCUCUAUACAAGAGAGGAAGGGCGAUUCUUUUUUAAUUUCGGUUUCGCUGACACAGCUUUCGCAGAAAUCUCGCUGUAGUCGUUUUCGUCGACAAAAGGAAUAGCAAAAUCGCUCUCCGCGUCUUCCCCCAUUUUGUUCUGCGUCAUUUCGUGAAGGACGCGUGGCUCUCAGCGUGGGUCAUCCACGCGGAACACAUUCGCGCUAUGUGAUUGGCUGUUGUCUUAUCCCCCUUGAGAUCUGUGGUGUUAAAAAUAACUCGAGACGAAUUACCUAUGGAUUAGGGUGUAUAUGGGGGAUGCCCUCUCUGUCCCCUUUAUAGUCUCUUGGAACCAUCGUAAUAACUAAAAUUCGAGAAAAGGCAAGGCAAAACUACAAAAAAUCUCCCUCCAAAACGACAUUAAUCAAUUAAACAGUGAUAAUUAAGAAUAGAAAAAUUUAAAAGUCUUUGUAAAUCUUCCUGUAGAUUGGCAAAAUGUCUGUUGAAAGUGCCGACGCUGACAAACCAAAUCCAGGUCCGCAUAGCGUGCCUGAGUUCAAUGUGCAAGACGUAGAUGCCAAUGAGAAUAUCAGGAUAGACAGCUCAACGACUCAGCUCAAGUCUGGUAUAAUCACAGAAGGUGAUUCCAAGAGCAGACAAAAAUCAGGAAAAAGUCGACCUUCGAGUGGUAAGUAUUGAAUACAAAUUUCUCUCCCUGUGGCUCUGUUGUUCAGUGAAGACAAAAAACUGAAGAAAAAGUAUCCGUAUGGAUUAAGAAUACAUAAAGCUAUUUGACAAACAGGUUUUGAUGUUUGGGCGCCUAGGUAAAGCCGGGUAAAGGGAUGCUUCGGGCUGGAACUUAUCCCUAGUUUCAGGCAAUUAGAAAGAUAGAAUUAGGUCGGUAUAGUUUUACUAAAUUUGCAUAGGCAACAAAACUACUAACUCCCCACAGCUAUAAAAGGCCUUAAAAAUCAAGACGAUGAAGGCACUUUGGUAAAGUGACAAAUUGAGGUCUUAUUUAAACAAGGUCAAUGGAUUGAAUCAUAAAAUCAAAAAUCAUAAACAUAAGCAAAUUGUGUUCAUUGAAAAUAUACUUUUUUAAGUUAAUGCCAAAAAUAAGUUUGGCCCGGCUUUUUAAGGAAAUGCGCAAGGAUUCAGUGAAUAAACGAAACUCGGUUCCAAUAUUAUUAAAAUGUUACAAGAAGUAAUUCGUAUCCAGUAAAACUGUAAUAGCGCAUUUUUCCUACUUUAUUGUUUUGCAGCAAAAUCAAAGCGAGCGGGUACUGGGAAGAGCAGGUUGACACCAGUCCCUACUCCAGCGGAUGGUUCAUCUAAGGUUGAACAAGCACUUUCAAAUGGGGAACCUGCGGAGGACAGUGAUUAUGAUACUGAUUUGGACUGCGAAGAACCCCGAGAAGAAUACGACCGCACAGGUAAACUGCACAAUUUCACCAAGCACUGAGUAAAUUUUAAUUGAAACCGCUGCAAAAUGGUAAUGUUUUUCGUGGCGUCAGCGUGGUUGCUUUUUUGUCAUGCUCCUAUUUUUGGGUUGUUAACUAUUGUUCAAUCCUAUGGAACAUGGAAAACUGAAUAACGAGUCAUUACCAACUCGAUCCAUUACAACAGGGGCGGCCUAUGAUCACACUGCGAUAAGUGGCUCUUAAGAGAAUAACCAGGCUUUCCACACCCCACUACACUAAGUAAAAUGAGUGGAAUGAGGAUACUGGGGAUCUCCUCGGCUGGGUGAUUGAACUGCAUGAUUGUACAGACUAGGUCCUUUACUGAUUAUAUUACGUGCAAGGGUUCACUAUAAAAAACUGAUCAAAACUGUACAGAAGCAGAACGGUUUCUUUGCCCUUUUUCGCCUGUUGACUUUAGAACACCGACGUUUUCAUAUACAGUUAACUUUUAGGUAGAUUUUUUCGCUAGUGUUGAUCAUCAAGUAAGUCUCACAAAUUCAAGCCAGCAAUACUGGAGAACAGAAAAUAGCUGUAUGUCUAUUAUCUCUCUUUCUCCGCUUGCGGAACUGGCGUUGACGAUAAUCGGUUCAUUGGCUGAAAAUAACUAACUUAGGCAUCCAACUGACCCUGCAGGUCGCAAAGCGUAUAUGGAAGCCUGUUCUCAACUGGGAAUCAUUCCCGUCUCAUUUGUUAUCGAGCACAUCACACGGGAAAAGAUUGAUAUUAAACAUCAUGGAUUGGGACCGAGUGGUGCCCGGGCUAUCGCGUUUGCUCUAAUGAGAAACACGGCAACAACGACAUUGAACUUACGGGACUGUGCCAUUGGUAAGUUUCGAUAAUUGACUUAGGAUCUUUGCUUACUUAUGAAACCCUACAUCCCAAUAUACUUUGAUGUUAAUCACACAACUUCGUUUUCCUCAAUCGGGUAGGAAUGUCUCUUUUUUAAAAUCUAUAAAAGGCACUGAAGAUCAUGAUAACUUCCCUUGAACGUAUUCUGCCCUCACCGUAAUAAUCAACUGUAUAGAAGACUCCUCUGUGUAAUGCAAAGCGUUUCUCGUGCAGAACGUCUGUACAGGUAUAGAUUUUCUCAAAGUCCUUCGCUUCUCGUUUACGGUUCCGGUGGUAAGCCCCAGCGCGAAGAGCUCCCGCUCCCUCACUCGCUUUGCCACCGAAAACGUAAAAAUUUCUAGCUCGCGCUUUAUGCGCGCGAGGAAAAUUUUGAGCUCGACUUUUGGGCAAGUCUAGUACAGGUGGAGCCGUCUUUUUAAAGAUAGUUAUUUUUCUUAAUUUUAUAUAGGACCCGAGGGAGCUGGUUACGUCUCUAGGAUGCUUAAGGAAAAUUUUUACAUCACCGAGUUGGACUUGGCUCAAAACAAAAUAAAGAGCCCUGGUGCCCAGGCCAUUUCCGAGGUGCUCACUGACAAUAACACCAUCAAGAAAUUGAACCUGUCGUGGAAUGAUUUUAAAGACAAAGACGCCGAAUGCCUGGCAGAGGGAAUCCGUGUCAAUCAAACACUGACAUGGCUUGACUUAAGUCAUAAUGGGUUCGCAGAGGAAGCUGGGAUGUUAUUGGGUUAGAAUAGUCUUCUUUAAUCAUAUACAGUCCACUCUCGCCUUGCUAUGACGAACACCCCAAUUAUCAGGGGCACCCAACGACGGUUUCCUCCCAAACAAAUUAAAAACACUUUUUAGACUAUCCAGGGUACUUUUAGAUGUCUAGAAAUGCAUUCUAAGCGGCGCUAUAAAAUUUGUAUCUGUUCGGUCAUCCUAGGGGAACUUGAGUCUUUUCGAAAUUACAAGGGCCUCAGUAUUAUUUUCCCGAAAAUUUUAGAGGCAAUUUAACGUAUUACGAAAGUGAUAAUUUUUCUUAUUUCCCUCUCCAUCAUAUUUUUGGAUUCGAAAAUUUUAGUUUUCCUUUUUACUACGUCCUCAAGUAAUAGAGAAUUCUAGGUAUUAUCUGCUUCUCUGCACAGAUAUUUACAGAGAGCAGUCGUUGGGUGCUCCUGAAUUAUAGAGAGUAGCUAAAUCCCAGGCAAAAAUUUAUUGCCGAUGUUUGACUUAAAUAAAAUCCCGCUAUUACGGCUCUUGGUAAUGAGGUGGACACUAACUCAAGGUCCCUACAGUGCCCGCUACAUGGGAGUUGACUGUGGGGCGAAAAGUACAGCCAUUGUACAUUGGAGCCCCGCUGUAUGGACAUCCGCUUAAUACGGAUACCGUUAUAAGGGAAAGUUUCGUUUGUCCUAAAUAAAAGCUCAUAUAUCAUCUUUAAAAAGUGUUCUCGUGAAAAUAUGUGCUUUCGUCGAUAAAACAUUUCAGUGUAACCACGGCAUGUCCCCUUGGUAUGCCCGUUACCCGGGUUUCACGAUACCUCAUUAGGGACUAAUUUGGCUACUUUAAUCAGGUCCAAGGUAGUUUCCUUGCCCCUCCUUUUUUCGUAGAUCUCACGAGCUGAAUGAGUUCUUAGACAAUGCUUAAAUAGUUCUCAAAUUGUAGUCCAUCCAAUAGCUGCAAAUCAACGUCCUCAUGACGUUAGAAGAGCCUGUGUACAGAUGUCUCAAACCGUAAUUAAACGUAACAGAUGUUAUGAAUUAACACCUUCUAAGGGGUGGACCGUUAAAAGAGUUAUUGCGGGGGUGGGGAAUUUUCGCGCUGCAUGAAUAUUAUUCUUAAAAUUUCCCUUAUUUCUUUUGUUAAUUUUCCCUUGCAUCAAUAUUUUUUGUACUUCGCCCACCCCUCCCACACUUUUUCAUUAAUGGUCGACCCUAACACAAUUAAUUCAGUCAUUCUGUUUUCUUUCCUAGGACCUGCUAUUGACGCAAACGGUGGAUUAGAAUAUCUUAAUCUUAGCUGGAAUCACUUCCGAGGCAAAGGAGGCGUGGCCAUCGGUAAAGGCUUGCGUGCUAACUGCAGUCUACGGACAUUAGACAUUUCUUGGAAUGGUUUAGCUGAUGAAGGAGCUGCAGCGUUCGGAGAAUCUCUUAAGGAAAAUAAUACAUUGAUUGAUUUAGAUUUAACCAACAACAGAAUUUCCACCGAGGGAGCGUUGGCAUUCGCUAAAGGCCUACAAAUCAACAAUACGCUUAAAAUAUUAAGGUUUGUGACUUAACAACAACAACAACAACAACAACAACAAUAAAGAUAAUAGUAAUAAUAAUAAUAAUAAUAGUAAUAAUAAUAACAAUACAAUUUUAGAUAGCCAGGGCUAAAACAUAUAGAAUCAUGAGAAAAUUUUGAACGAAGUUGUAAUAAAUAAACACAUUAAACCAUUUUUCAAGUUAUAUUUUGUAGCUGAAAAUCUUCUCCUCAAAUUCGCGCUCAUGUUGGUUUCUCUUUACAGUCACAGGACAUUUAACAGUUACAAUGUUACCUUCCAAAAGUCUCUGAGUAGGGCAAAGGUCAAGAGUACACCAGUUACCAGCGUUAGGCCGGUUGGUUAUGGGGGUGGAGGGGGAGGGGCGCUAUCAACAAUCGUUUUUAUUCUCGAAAUGCGAAGGAAUCUAACUCAGUAUUAAGGAAAAAUAGAACUAUUUAUAUUUUUUUGAGUUUCAUGUUAUAUGGGAGUAGAGGGAUGUUUUCUUGAAGUGAAAAAGUGUCUUGCUCGAUUUUACAAUCAAAAUUAGUUACAUCUUUGUACUUUUUAAUUUCGUAUGGCUCCACACAGUAAUUUUCAAGGAGUUAUAAUAACUCCUCUAGUGGGGUUAAUUUAACUCCUUACAAUGGAGUUAUUUUUCGGGGUCGAAGUUAUUUUCACUCCAAAAAGAAGUUUAAAGAACUCAUUUUCAGGAGUAAAAAUGACGCCAGAUAUUGAGCUAUUUCCCCAGUUAUCCUGUACCUAAAAUUUUUAGUCCACUUUCAGAAUUAAAGUAACUCCUAAAAGAGUAAAAACAACCCAUGUAAGGAGUAACAAUAACCCCAUUUUCGGAGUUAUUUUAACUCCAGACUGGGUGUAAAAAGAACUCUUUUUCAGAAGUAAAAAUGACCCCAAAUUUGGAGUUAAAUUAGGAUUUAAAGCAACCCCCAAAAGGGGGUUAUCCCGUACCUAAAAUGUUUACUCCAUUUUUGGCGUUAAAUAACUCCCUAAAAAUUACUGUGCGGUUUUUCAAAAUCAUAAGCUUACAGGGUGGAUACAGUGCUGAUUUAAGUUUUUUACCUCUCCUGUAGAAUUGGGCUGAAUCCACUGCAAAAUAUCGGUGCUUUUGGUCUUCUCACAGCAAUGAAAAACAACGUGGACUCUGCCUUGGAGCAAAUUCUUUUCAACAGCGUCGUGGUCAAUUUAGAGACUCAAGAACUCGUGGAGUUGCUUCUGGGACAACAUCCGGGACUCACAAUCACGUGCACUUUCAGUAAACGGUCUGACAAACCGGAUCCUCUCGACGACCGAUUUGGAAAUAACAAGGGGAAUGAACUGAUCUACAUCCUCAAAAAGUAUGUCGAGGAUAAAAAUUACCGGUUAAUAGACUUGUUUAACCAGUUUGAUAAGGAUAACAGCUUGUCGGUAACUAGAGAAGAAUUUAGAAUGGGCCUUAAGAGCAUUGGAGUUCCCAUGACCGAUGACCAACUGACGAAGCUCAUUGACAUGUUAGAUGAGGACGGCGAUGGAGAGAUUGACUAUGGUGAAUUCACUUGGAUAAACGAAGUUGAUUAA
Porites evermanni is the source of this 14497-nucleotide messenger RNA. Lineage: Eukaryota; Metazoa; Cnidaria; Anthozoa; Scleractinia; Poritidae. The record is from the annotation of a GenBank genome assembly.